Penicillium diatomitis is the source of this 351-nucleotide messenger RNA. RefSeq lists its product as uncharacterized. Lineage: Eukaryota; Fungi; Ascomycota; Eurotiomycetes; Eurotiales; Aspergillaceae. The coding region runs from base 1 to 351 and encodes 116 amino acids. The transcript is spliced from 2 exons. The record is from RefSeq and is a predicted model, not a curated record.
AUGAUUGGCUUCUCAGAUACAUCAAGCGACGGCCCAGGAGUGGGCUCGGCUAGUGAUGGCGAUAUGAACGUUAGCAAAAAUCAUUUGGCUCCCUUAAAUUUAGCAAAUACGCAAGAGGUCAUGAAAUACUAUGAGAGUGCUUUUGAUUACUUUCUACAGCUGAACUGUCGCGUGGUUGCUAAGGCAUCCAUCAAAGCCAUCGAGCCGAAAAAAGAAAAGCAAAUACCCGUACAAUGGCCCUACGAUCCAGAAAAUAAUAAGUUCAAGUGGUGGCCAUCUGAUGCCAAUCACAAAGAGCCUGAUCAUUUAUUCAAGGAGGGUACGUUGGCAUCUCUUUUCCUUCCAUUUUGA